Molecule: messenger RNA, 1681 nt
Organism: Elaeis guineensis (African oil palm)
Lineage: Eukaryota; Viridiplantae; Streptophyta; Magnoliopsida; Arecales; Arecaceae
Product: UDP-galactose/UDP-glucose transporter 7
Source: RefSeq, a predicted model, not a curated record
CUUUACGAUUCCGGAGUCCAUUCUCCUUUUCCGUGUAUUUAUCUGCCGGGCUCACAUGCCAAAUGAUAAGACAAUAAAUAUGAACAGAUUUCCUAAAUCUUGACCUUAUUCCCCCAAACCCCUUUUCUUGUUUUCUUAGUAAUUUACCCGCCGCUCGAUCCGAUUGCGAUGGCUCGAUCCAAAACCAUGCCAGCUGUUCCCUCAUCCAGCGUAACUUCUUCCCAAUUCCCCUCCUCCUCUCUUCCUAACGCUUCCUCGGUGCUUGAGAGCGGAUCUCUCCGUAUCCCCGAUCAUCGAUAGAAGCAGAGCUGAUCGGAGGGCCGGCCUUCUAGUUUUCUUCCAUUAGAUUCCUCUAGAGGAUCCUCGGCGAUGUAGUUGGGUCGCUGCUGCUGCUGGUACUUUGCAUCCCUCCGGACGCCGCCGCCGUUUCACGUCCAUUCUUUUGCGGGGAGAUCGCGGCCGAGGUUUUUUAGAUCCGAAUCGCCAUGGAAGGCGGCGGUAAUGUGGAACCGACUCCAUUCUUGAGCUUGUUUGCUGCCUUUUCCUAUGGACUCGCUUCCAUGGCCAUGGUUUUUGUCAACAAGGCAAUUCUGAUGCAGUAUUCCUACUCCAUGACCCUUCUCACUCUACAGCAAUUGGCUACGACCCUUCUCAUAUACUUUGGUCGAGUCAUGGGGUAUACAAAAGCCAAAGAUUUUAAUGUGGCAACAGCAAAGAAACUUCUUCCAGUAUCAGUCUUCUACAAUGCCAAUGUGGCUUUUGCACUGGCAAGCCUGAAGGGGGUUAAUAUUCCAAUGUACAUUGCACUGAAGAGGCUCACACCACUUGCUGUUCUGGUUGCUGGAUCUUUUUCAGGAAAGGCAAGACCACCAACACAGGUAUCUCUUUCAGUUGUAUUUACUGCUGUUGGAGUCAUAAUUGCAGCACUGGGAGACUUUUCUUUUGACCUUUUUGGCUACAGUAUGGCCCUUACUUCUGUUUUCUUCCAGACCAUGUAUCUUAUCCUGGUGGAGAAGUCAGGUGCAGAGGAUGGUCUUUCAUCAGUUGAGCUAAUGUUUUAUAAUGGCCUUCUCUCUCUACCUUUUCUGCUUUUUCUCAUCAUAGCAACAGGAGAAAUUCCACAUUCUCUUUUUGUAGUAUAUGACAAGGCAAGUUCUUUAACAUUCUUAAUAAUUCUUAUUCUUUCAUUGGCGAUGGGAAUUGUUUUGAACUAUACCAUGUUCUUGUGCACUAUUGUCAACUCAGCUCUAACAACUACAAUUGUAGGAGUCCUCAAAGGGGUUGGAUCCACGACCCUUGGUUUUGUCUUAUUAGGUGGGGUGCAAGUGCAUGCCCUCAAUGUGACUGGAUUGGUCAUCAACACAGCUGGUGGUGUGUGGUAUUCAUAUGCCAAAUUUCAGCAGAAACAGAAGAUGCCAAGGAAGGUAAUAUCUGAUGAAGAGACACAUCGAAAAUAGAAAGUGUUACUAACCUGGUAGCUGGUAGCAGUGUGAUAUUUCUUGCGUAAUUUCUCAUUGAUCGCAAUAAGCUGCAUACAAUCUGUCUACUCAGCAAGCGAAUUUCAAAUUAGGGAAAGUAGUUAAUUCUAUUGUAAGCUUUUUGUAUGAGGAACUGAUGAUCAACCGCAAUUAUGACUUGAUUGGAGAUUUUCAAUCACGUUAAACUGCAUCAUAUGUUUUUU